Molecule: messenger RNA, 659 nt
Organism: Ambispora leptoticha
Lineage: Eukaryota; Fungi; Glomeromycota; Glomeromycetes; Archaeosporales; Ambisporaceae
Source: the annotation of a GenBank genome assembly
UCAUCUAUAAAAUCGAUGAUAAUGAUGAGAUUCUAAAGGGAUGUGUUAAGUCAAUACAGAUGCAAUUGGAUAUUAUGAAAGGAUUAAAAAGGGACAGCAACCAUGCAUCGCGCCAUAUGUUCAUAUCACCGAUAUUGCUAGCAGCUGCCAGUUUUAUCCAAAAUCUCUAUAUUCACUUACAAAAAGAACUCGAAGGUGACAAAUACUCUGGCCACGUCGACUGUGAGUUUUACUUGCGCCGACAACUACAGGUUACCUCUGAAAAGAUUGCAUGCGUAACUGAGAUGACGGUGGAUCAGGAAAUAAAAGCGGUGUUUGCUGAGAAUCUUGUGGAACUUGAAAUAAUGAUGCGAAAGACGCAAGAAUGGAUGAAAAAAGCCGUCAAGUAUGAGAAAGAUAGUUAUGAUUUUCUUUAUGGAAUAGUCACAACUGCAACUGAAUGGUACUUUAUUUUAUACACAACGGAGGAUGUGUACAGUACCAGUACAAGAUUUUAUCAUGUUAACCUUGUCGAUAAUGCUAAUGAAAAUGAAGAUGAAUUGCAUAAGCAGGUGAAAAGUGUAUUAGAAAUACUUGUCGGAAUGCUAAAGGAUAGAGUGGAUGCUUCAAAUGAAGAACCAGCAAUUAAAAGAAGGCGCGUGCAAGAAAAAAUCAAAUAA